ACGUACGGAAAGCUUAGGUUAAAAAAGUGAUCCCGUGAAAUUUAAUUUUCCCCUAAUAAAUUCUCAAAACAAUUCGUUCUGCACUUGUUCGCGCGUAUGACUUCUCUCUUUCGUGUUCAUCGCUCACCAUUCUUCUGAUCGCCGCUUGCAAGUACAAGAUUUCUUUUACUUGUAUCCGCAGCAAUGGUUGAAAAGCCCUCUAGUUCGUCAUCUACUCUCGUUGAUCAGCCAGUUGUUCCAGGAGAUGUGGUUCUUGACCUCUCAAACAUGACCAACGAGACCAUCAAGCUUGGAGGCGGUCUUCGACAGGACCAAGAUGCUAUUUCUGUCUCCAAAGUUGGAAAACUUAGGUUCUCGAAACCAAACAAAUAUUGGGUUGAAAGCUCACAGAAAAGGUACGUGCCAUGUGCGGAAGAUUGUGUCCUUGGAAUCGUGCUUGACUCUAGAGCCGACAAUUUUCUUGUUGACAUAAAAGGUCCGUCAUUAGCCUUUCUUCCCGUUCUUGCAUUUGAAGGAGGAACAAGGCGAAACAUACCAAAAUUUGAGAUGGGUGCCCUGCUUUAUGUGCGCGUAGUGAAGGUAAACCCUGGAAUGAAUCCUGAGUUGGCAUGCACUGAUGCAAGUGGGAAAGCAGCUGGAUUUGGCCUCCUGAAAGAUGGCUUCAUGUUUGAGUGUUCAACUGGCUUAUCAAGAAUGCUUCUAAGUUCUCCCCCAUGUCCAGUUCUUGAAUCUCUUGGGAAGAAGCUUUCAUUCGAGACAGCAAUUGGUUUAAAUGGCCGCGUUUGGGUCAAUGCUGAUUCUCCGUCUACAAUCAUUGUUGUUUCAAAUGCAAUAUUGAACUCCGAAACUCUGUCUGGUGUUCAACAGAGAAUCAUGGUGGACAAACUCCUUGCCAAUUUAAAGCUGUCAAGUUAAAAUUCUAAUUUAUAGUCAUGUAUUAUUUAACUCAAGUCUUACGAAAACAGUAACCAAAUCUUUUCUUCUCUUUGAAAUUGAGAAAGAUUCACGAUUUAAUUAUAUUCAUUAGCUCUCAAGUAAAAUGGCUAUUUGGUCUA
Cucumis melo (muskmelon) is the source of this 1055-nucleotide messenger RNA. RefSeq lists its product as uncharacterized. NCBI's taxonomy places the organism in Eukaryota, Viridiplantae, Streptophyta, Magnoliopsida, Cucurbitales, Cucurbitaceae. Gene Ontology annotation, molecular function: RNA binding. Gene Ontology annotation, cellular component: nuclear exosome (RNase complex); cytoplasmic exosome (RNase complex). The transcript has 9 exons. The coding region runs from base 184 to 915 and encodes 243 amino acids. Gene Ontology annotation, biological process: U4 snRNA 3'-end processing; TRAMP-dependent tRNA surveillance pathway; CUT catabolic process. The record is from RefSeq and is a predicted model, not a curated record.